Molecule: messenger RNA, 4998 nt
Organism: Didymodactylos carnosus
Lineage: Eukaryota; Metazoa; Rotifera; Eurotatoria; Philodinida; Philodinidae
Source: the annotation of a GenBank genome assembly
CCAGCAAUAUUUUUUCAAACGGAAAGCGCCAUUUUACUCAGAAAUAUCUAUAUUUUCUUUUUUGACUGGUUCGAACGAGUUCUGUGAGAUACGAUUGAGCAGUGUCGGUCGUGGCUUAUGUGAAAUGGCUCUUAAUUGUUAAUACUUUUCCUUCUGCUCUGCGUUUUUAGUGAUGAGUGAAAGUAGCGCCACCUCCCUUAGUCAUUCGUGUUGUCACUGUGUGAUUUGCACCGGAUACAUCAUGGGUAGAUGACGCCAUCUGCAGAAUGCAAAAUUAAGAAAGUCGCAUUGCGAACAGUUCACCGUUCACAAUUGUUCUCCGAAAUGAAAGUUCUUUUUGCUAUGUGAAUUUUGACUGUUAAGCUGAAUUUAGAUUUGGUGUACGUCAUGAUAAUGAUAAAGCUUGCCAAGAUUAUACGAAAGAACAAAACAUCAUGGCAACAUCUCUCACAUUCAAUCAUAAUCAUUACAAAUGGUCAAAUUGUAGUCGACAUUUCUUCACACAAUAUCUAGAGUAAACUAUCGAACACUGUAUUGAACAGUGGAAAAUUCAAAUAUAUUCUAUUUCUGUUAUACAGAUCAGAACGAUAUCAAUGUUUAAACAACGUGCCCGAUUACAAUUCACAAAUAUUCAAAGAUCUUAAUAGUGAACAAGCGGCUCGAGAAUUACCGGGCAGUUUCAACAAUCUUGAUAGACAGUGUAAACGAGCAUUUGGCAUAAAUUACGAAUACUGCAGCGAUUUAAAUCACGGAGCAAGAUGCACACGUUUAUUUUGUAAGGACAUGUAUGCAAAUGCUACCUCGUGUAUGACAAAUCAUGCUCCAUGGUCAGAUGGAACAGAAUGUCAUGAACCAUGGACAGAACCAAAGGUAGUUUUAGGGGCUUGUCUAUUGAAUUUGAAAAAACGAUGUUUUCGGGGUGAAUGUCGUAGUAAUCGUGACCUUAGAAGUCGUAACGGUAAUUGGGGAGAAUGGUCGCCGUGGUCAGCCUGCACAAGAACAUGUGGAAGCGCUGUACAAAAAUCGUAUCGGACAUGCGACAAUCCAAAACCGGAAAAUGGUGGACAAUACUGUUCUGGACAAUCAAGUCGUAUUCAAUCAUGCGAACACAAUCCACCAUGUAAAGAUCCAGUCGAUAUGUUUCGACAACGACAAUGUUCUAAGUUUAAUAACAAAAGUAUUGAUCCAUCACUGCCUAUAGGUGUUCGAUUUGAGCCGAAAUAUAAUGUAUUACCAAGUGAACGUUGCAAAUUAAUAUGUAAAGUAUCGGACGAUCGUCUUGAACGAUCAUUUGUCCUUGGUGAUCGAGUUGAAGAUGGAACACCAUGUGGACGAGAAGAAGAAACUCGUGAUAUAUGUAUCAGUGGAGUGUGCAUGCCUGUUGGAUGUGAUAAUAAAUAUGGUUCAAAUGCAACAGAAGAUGUUUGCGGAGUUUGUAAUGGUCAAAACAGAACAUGUCGUUUACUAUCCGGUUUGAAGGUUGUGUCAAAGUUUGGUUUAACAAGUAUUGUUGAUGUACCAGUUAAUGCAACACGAGUUAUUGUAACACAAAUAUCAGAUACAAAUGAUUUAUAUUAUCUAGCUGUUAAAUAUGUUAAUGGUACUUAUAUAUUGAAUGGUAUGCACAGUUUACAAUUAUAUAAUGUUAAAAUUCGUGUUGGUGCCGCUCUAUUACAUUAUACGGGAUCAGAUUCGGGUAAUGAAACGAUACAGAUAUAUGGCCGUUUGAGAGUUCCAUUAGAAAUUCAGGUAUUGUCAAUCCACGUGGCUGGUGCUCCACCAACAUAUGUUCAAUGGGAAUACUACACACCCAUGAAAGAUCCACCAUUAAUAAAUGGUGAGAAUUUUGAACAAGGUGGGCAAUUUGGCUCCGAACAUCACUGCGACAGACCAUGUCAAGUGAACAAAUGUAUAAUUAAUGGUGGAACGUAUGAUCCAUCGUAUUGUUCAAUGUAUCAAAUAGCGUUUACAACACAAAAAGAAAGUUGUAAUAAUGAUUGUAUUUUAAGUUGGACAGCUAAACAUCAACAUCCUUGUUCAACUCGUUGCGGUGACGGUUAUAAACGAGUUAUCUAUGAAUGUGCUAAAUCAAGUUUUAGCGAACGAACACUUGAAGUAUUAGAUGAAACAGUGUGUAACCAAUAUGUUGGUACAAAACCAACAGAUAUUGUUCCUUGUUCUGGCGAUUGUUCUGGAACAGGAUGGGUUUACAGUAACUGGCGAGAAUGUCAUUAUUCACCGAACCAAGGAUGCAUCCGUGAACGUAGUUCAGAAUGUCGGAAUUCAUCAUACCACCUUGUAUCCACUUAUUAUUGUGUGUCGGAAUUUUUAUUAAAUGCUGAACGAUGUACUGACUCAGCGUGUGAAAAUUAUCAAUGGAAUUAUACUGUUUGGUCAGAUUGUGAUUGUCAAUUGAGACGUCGACGACGAAGUGUAUCGUGUGUUAAAAAUGGUAAUAUUGUUAGAGAACAAUAUUGUAAGCAUGAAUCGAAACCAGAUGAAUCAAUAUCGUGUUAUCAAGAAUGUUUAAUGCCACAUUGGGUUGCAGAUGAAUGGCAAGCAUGUACGGCAACUUGUUCGAAUGGAAUAAGAAAUCGUCGCGUUAUCUGUUCUCAUCACAAUGGCGUUGUACAAGAUCAUUAUUGUGAUCGACGAAUGAAACCAGUUGAACAAGAAUCAUGUUCAACAAAUAUCAGCUGUCCAAAAUGGAGCGUUGGAAAGUGGUAUCCGUGUUCUGUUACAUGUGGAUUGGGUGUUCAACACCGUCCAGUACACUGUAUUCAAGAUGACAGACAAAUCGAUAGAGCAAGAUGUAGUGCAUCAAUGCCCGAUGAACAACAGGAAUGUAAAUUGAAUGAAUGUUCAACAGCAAAAUGGAAUGUUGGUUCGUGGGGGGAGUGUUCACAAACAUGUGGCUUAGGUAUGCAGCAACGCGCUGUUUAUUGUGAAGAUCCAUCAAUGCCGUGGAAACAACUUUUACCAUCAGAAUGUUCAAUUAAUGAUAAACCGUUACAUAUACAAAAUUGUACAAUUACAGCCUGUCCAGUUUGGAAAAUUGGCAAAUGGAGCAAGUGUACUGGCUUAUGUGGUUUUGCAAAUCGGACUAGAUCUGUUUGGUGUUCUCAUAAUAAACAUGAACUAAAUGAUUCAUAUUGUUUAAGAAUAGAAUCGAAACCAAAAACCACUGAAUCGUGUAGUAGUCAAACAUACUGUCCGCAAUGGGUGACGAGUUUAUGGUCUGAGUGCUUUGGAUCUAUGUGCGAAUCUGGCAUUCAAUAUCGUCAAGUAGCAUGUAGAAAUGAGCAUGAAACUAUCCCCUUAACAAAUUGUGACGAACAUGUUCGACCAGUUAGUGAACAGUCAUGUUAUGUAUGGGAUGCUUCGUGCACUGUGUUGCGCAUCGGAGAAUUGACUCGUACUGCUUAUUGGGACGUUAAGCCUUGGGAACAAUGUUCCGUGACAUGUGGCGUUGGUCGAAGAUUACGGAAAAUAUAUUGCCUGGACGCAUUAACAAAAACUGUUCAAGAUGAUCGGCAUUGUUCAAAAUUACCGAAAAAGCCAGUUGAAUUUGAAGCAUGUGAAACAAAUGUUCCAUGUGAAACUUAUCAGUGGGAAACCACAGACUGGACGAGAUGCGAUGAUCGUACAUGUUUACAAACACGUUCAGUUCACUGUAUCGAUCCAUUAACCGGUAGUCGUUUGCCAUCGUGGAGUUGUAAUAAAAAAAGUCCAGAGCCAUCUUCAAACCGAACAUGUCCGAAAUCCAAAUGUUUACAAUGGAAAGUAGCACACUGGAAUGGCUGCUCUGUUAAAUGUGGCCGAGGAACUGAAUUAGGGUUUGGUUUGGCGUGUUACUCAAAAAUGCCACCAUAUCGAAAAUUGGAUGCAAGUGAAUGUGAAGAAGCUGUCUCAUUAUCAAAACCCAUUCCAAGACGUAGUUGUGCUCGAAAUUGUUUCGAAUGGAAAACGAGUAGUUGGUCGGAGUGCAAUGCAAAAUGUGGCGAUGGAAAACGCACACGAAAAUUGUUUUGUAUAAAAAUAAACAAUAAACGAAUUGUUCAUAAUCGAUUUUGCAAUUAUCAACGAAAAAAUUUAACAAAACCAAAAGUUCAAGAGCCAUGCAAUGUACGCUCAUGUUAUCAAUGGUGCACUUCCACGUGCAAUGGUGGUAUCGAACAAAAUUAUCCAAAAUGUGUUCACUUCUAUCAAAACAGUACAGCUGUAGAUGAAAGUGUCUGUGAUCUAACUGCUAAACCCAAUUAUCAACGCCCUUGCAAUACGUUUGCAUGUUCGAUUACUGCAUCAAUGUUAACAACCACACGUUACUGGCCAUACACAAAAUUCAAUGGCUCAUCAUCAUCUGGAAGAAGACGUAAAAAUAGACGAUUCAGAAUGAAUAAUAUGUGGCAAACAGAUGCAUGGUCAUCGUGUAACGCUUAUUGUGGAGUAGGUGAACAAUAUCGAACUGUGCGAUGUUUAAAUUUUAAUCGUACACGCACAUUAAAUGAUCAAUUUUGUCGACGUAUUCCUCAACCAUCUCGUACACAACAAUGUUUCGAGCGAUAUUGUGGUCAAACAUGGGUUACCGGUAAUUGGUCAACAUGUACUUCAACAUGCGGCUAUGGAUUGCAGUAUAGAUCCGUUUCAUGUCACGCAAUUAAUAAUGAUGGUCGUGUUUCAAAGACAAAUAUUUCGAUGAAUUGUAGCCCCUAUAAUCAACCAGUAAAUCAUAUUGUAUGUAGUUUGGGAGACUGUCAAAGUCUUUAUUUAUGGCAUACGUCAUCUUGGUCUACGUGCUCGUCUGAUUGCGGUAUCGGUGAACAAAAGCGUACUGUUAUAUGUCAACAUCGAAUAUCACAAACAUCUGUUAGCGAUUUUUAUUGUGAUACACAAAAUAAACCAUUAACUAAUAUAAAAUGUUUUGGAUUUUAUAAUGAUUUUAUAUUUUCUAUCAUAAGUCGUGGCAUCCAUAUACCAUACGGAGUAACAUCAGCAUGA